CCGGUAUUUUGAUCUCCUCCGCCUCUUCUGCCUCUCUCCUCUCUCUCUCCUCUCUCUGUCUCAUUCUCCUCCUUUACGGUGUCUUAAUGGAGAACGGUGAAGAGGGCGGCGCCAGGAACAAACACGCCACCGCCGAAGGCAUUUCAAACCCCGAUCCCAGUCCGAUCCCUCCGCCGCCUCCUCGAGAUGCUCCGCUCGCUGCGGAGGUGGCGCCGCCGCCCGCCCGCACGCCCUUCACCAGCCUCAGCCAGGUCGACGCUGACCUCGCCCUUGCCCGCGCCCUCCAAGAACAAGAGAGGGCUUACGCGAUGCUGAGGAUGAACGGCGCCGAUGACAGCGAUUAUGAGAGCUCGGACGCUUGGACCUACGAUGACGAUGAGGAGGAUGAGGAGGGUGUGGGAGACGAGCCGGAUCACGUAGUCGAGGAUGGCGGGAGCAUCGAGGGGAGCGAUUACGGGGAGGACGCCUUCGAUGCCAACAAUCCCAAUCUCGACCAGCCGGAGGUUGAGAAUAACGAGGCGUUUGCCAGGGCGCUGCAGGAUGCCGAGGAGCGGGAGGUGGCUGUUCGUUUGAUGGCCCUCACAGGAUUGAAUGAAUGGGUGCCGGAUGAUCAUAGGGACCAUCGCGGUAACUCUAAUGAUGUUUGGCAAGAUAUUGAUCCAGAUGAAUACGUCUAUGAGGAACUAGUCGCACUGGGUGAGGUAGUUGGAACUGAAAGCAGAGGCCUUUCUGCUGAUAUGAUUGCCUCUUUGCCUUCAGUUAAUUACAAGGCAGAAAAUAUACAAGAUGACAACUCUGAACAAUGUGUUGUAUGCCGGCUGGAGUAUGAAGAUGGUGAUUCUUUGGUCUUGCUCUCUUGCAAGCACAAAUACCACUCUGAAUGCAUAAACAAAUGGCUCCAAAUAAACAAGGUUUGUCCUGUCUGCAAUGCCGAGGUUUCUACUUCAGGGACUAAGCAGAAUUGAUAUAAUAUGUAAAGGGACCAUUGUCUUAUUGGGAUGCUCUUAAGGAGAUUGCCUUGUGCAUAAAAUUCAGUACAGAUGCCCCAACCAUCAACUCAACUUUGUCAUGAAAUUGCACUUAGCUGUAGUUUUCCAUCAAAUCAGAAAAUGUGACAUUAUGUUGUUACCAUUAGUUAUCCUCCUCAAUGUACUAAACCUAGAGUACUUUUUUGGUCAA
Molecule: messenger RNA, 1179 nt
Organism: Musa acuminata AAA Group (dessert banana)
Lineage: Eukaryota; Viridiplantae; Streptophyta; Magnoliopsida; Zingiberales; Musaceae
Product: E3 ubiquitin ligase BIG BROTHER-related
Exons: 7
Coding region: 87-965 (292 amino acids)
Source: RefSeq, a predicted model, not a curated record